Molecule: messenger RNA, 1713 nt
Organism: Sclerotinia sclerotiorum 1980 UF-70
Lineage: Eukaryota; Fungi; Ascomycota; Leotiomycetes; Helotiales; Sclerotiniaceae
Exons: 2
Coding region: 1-1713 (570 amino acids)
Biological process (GO): mitochondrial respiratory chain complex III assembly
Cellular component (GO): mitochondrial inner membrane
Source: RefSeq, a predicted model, not a curated record
AUGUUAUCGAAUAAAGUAGCUCCAAGAUGUGGUACGAUUAUCCAACGAGCAAAUCGACAUUCCAAUCACCCAAUUGCCUUCCAGAAAAGAAGUAUUGGAGGCUCCAGUGGUGCCCGAGUUGCAGUUGCAAGUAGAUCUUUGGGAUCACAGAGAGCUGCGUUAUUGUUAUCAGUGACAAUAUGCGCUGGAGGCCUAUAUGCGUCGGGUUAUCCACCAGCUCUACACGCAGAAGAGAUUCCUACUCCGGCGGAGCUGCAAUUCGAAAAGAAGAGGAAGAACACCAGCACAAAAGAAGAGAAUCGAGACCAAAUAAGCUCACAACAUUUGCAAGUGAAGAGGAGUUGGGAGAAUCCAGGAGUAUAUGCAUGGGGAUCAAAUACGGGCCGAGUUGUUGCACCCGAAUCUGACGAAGUUAAUAUCAAGACACCAAGACGAAUACCAUAUUUUGAUGGAAAGAUUAUUCGAGAUCUUAAGUUAGACCGUAACUUUGCGGCAGCAAUUACUGAGAACGGUGAUCUGCUGCAAUGGGGCAUAGGAUACUCGCCAGAUUGUAAGGAGCCUACAUCAACACUGAAAGGGAGAGAUCUUGUCAAGUUAGCUAUAUCAAAAGAUCGCAUCAUAGCACUGUCGUCAAAAGGCACGGUGUACUCAAUUUCAGCCUCAAAGGCAGAUCAGGAAUUAGAGCCAAAGCCAAAAGAAAGCUCUUGGAUACCAUUUUGGAGCAGUCAAUCUCAAAUAGGUUAUCGGACAAUGAACCCAGAUAAUUUGGUUUGGGGAGAAAAGGUGUCUGAUAUUAGCAGCGGUCUUGAGCAUUGCCUUCUUCUCACUUCCAAAGGUCGCCUCUUCUCUGCCGCAUCCGGUUCUGAAGACUACCCUACCAAAGGGCAGCUCGGUGUCCCUGGUUUAACGUGGAUAUCGCGACCCUCCGGAAGAUACGACCAACCUCAUCACAUAAGUACACUUCAAGGAUUCGAUAUCGCAAAAAUUGCUACCGGUGACUACCACUCCCUGGCAGUCGAUACACAAGGACGAGUCUUUAGUUUUGGUGAUAACUCCGUUGGUCAACUUGGCUUUGAAUACAAUUCCGAAUCAUCUACCAUUGAUGCUCCCUCCCUAGUCCCUAUCGACCGGCUCUACAAAGGCACAAAUCUGCUUCCUCGGGUAACAGGCGUCUUCGCAGGUGGAGUCAACACAUUCUUCACCGUCGACGCUACCCGAGUCGCUGGCCAAUCUGAAGAAGCACCUCCCUUGGAUCUAGGUCGCAUCACCGCCGACACUUGGGCCUGCGGACAAGGAAUCUACGGCACCCUUGGAAACGGCCGCUGGACACACGUUCAAGGCAUCCCCUCCAAAAUGAAAGCUCUUUCUGGCCUCUUCGAAUAUGACGAAGCCGCACAAACCGUAAUCCCUAUCCGACUUUCCAGCCUCUCAAUCGGCAGCACUCACGCCUCUGCCGUGAUGAACAAUGUGACAAAUGUAAACGCCACUUCUAAAUCCAGUUCAAAUGACACGAAUUGGGGUGCUGAUGUAUUAUGGUGGGGCGGAAAUGAGCACUAUCAACUAGGCACAGGAAGAAGAAAUAAUGUUAGUCAGCCGGUAUAUAUACAACCACUGGAUUUGGCGGCGGAUAGGGAGAAAGGAAGGAGGGAGGAACAUCGCUUCCAGAUUACGCCGAGGAAGACGGUGAAGAUUGGAGGAAGAAAUAUGGGUUGA